Messenger RNA from Benincasa hispida (wax gourd), 444 nucleotides. RefSeq lists its product as uncharacterized. The record is from RefSeq and is a predicted model, not a curated record. Lineage: Eukaryota; Viridiplantae; Streptophyta; Magnoliopsida; Cucurbitales; Cucurbitaceae.
AUGGAGCGGCCAAAUCGAGGGCGGAGAUGGGCUAAUUUGAAGCAACGGCUAGGAUUGAAGGGGAUGGGGUGCUGUGGAGGUUCAUGGAGUCCAACGUCGUCAACUUUGACAAUGAUUGAAGGGUUUAGCUUAAGCCGCCAUGGAAGUAGCCGCAGCCAUAGAGAAGAUGGGGCUCGGAGCUCUGCAGCUUCCGGUAUGAACUUGGCGAUGGCUCUGGCAGCGGAGAGAAAUUUGAGGACUGAUGAAGGAGGCCCCACAGGCGCCGGUGAUGUGAAAUCACUGAUGAGAUUGUUUGAAGAAAUGGACGGUGGGGAUUGGAAAACAAAAAGAAAGGAGAUUGAGAAUAACAGAUUAGGAUAUGUUGAUGUUAGAAUUUUGGUUUGCACAACUUCUCAAUCACACUUGAUUUCCUUAGCGUCAUUUCAAACUAAAGACGAUGAGUAA